AUGACUUCUAAUUAAUAAUAAAACUUAUAAAUAGUUUCUUCAUCAAACAAUUUUUAUUGUACAUAAUGUCUUAUAUCCUUUUAAAAUGAUAAAGAAUAUAAAACACAUUAUAAAUCUGAAUUUCAUUAAUAUAAUAUUAAAAGAAGGCUUUUAGAUUUGAUUCCUGCAACUUUAGAAUAAUUUGAUUAAAAGAAAAAAUAAAUUCAUGAAUAAACAAUUUAAAAGACAAAUGAUAAAAACAAAUAAAAAGAAGAUCUUUUUUGCAAUAGUUGCAGAAAAUCUUUUUCUAAUGAAAAUAGCUAUAAAGCUCAUUUACAAUCAAAUAAACAUAAGGAGAACUCAAAAAAUAAUGAAAGCCCUGAAAAAUAAAUAUAAAAAAGUCCUAAAAAAUAAGCUUUAAAUACUUUAUAAGAUUAAAAAAUAUGCCUUUUUUGCGAUAAAAAGAAUGAAGACAUAGAAAAGUAAAAAAAAUAAAAAAAUAUGUAUACUUUAUUUAUAAAAAUCAAUAGAAAUUUAGAACAUAUGAGUAAAACACAUGGCUUUUUUAUAUGUGAAUAAAAAUAUUGUAUUGAUGUUACCGGACUUUUAAAACAUUUAGGAGAAAAAAUAAAUAAAGCAUUUUUAUGUAUUUUAUGUGAAAAUAAAAGUUGUAAGGAUUUCCAAAGUGGUGAAUCUGUAAAAAAACAUAUGACUGAUAAAGGACAUUGCUUCAUGCAAAGUGAAGUUUUUGAAGAAUAUGAGAAUUAUUACGAUUUUACUGAAUAAAUUUAAGAAACAAUUAAAUAUUAAGAAAGCUUAUUCAAAAAUACUGCUUAAUCUACUAAAACUAUUGAAUAUGAAAAUGAAAAAAAAGAAAAAAAAAAAAUUAGAAUUUAAAAAAUUAAGUAAAAAAAAAUAAAAAAAAAAUAUUAAUUAUAUAAUUAUAUGAAAAGAAUACACAAAGCAAUUGUUAAUGAAAUUGGAGAAUUGGAACUUCCAAACGGAAAAAUAUUAGGACACAGAUCGCUUAGAUAUAUAUAUAAACAAUAUUAUAGACCAAUUUAUAACUGUAAAACUAAACUUAAAAGUAUUUUCGGCGAAAAUUAAUAAUCUUUAACAAAGUUUAUGAAUUAUAUCUCGCAAAGUGUAAUUAAAAAAUAAAUAUAUAGUAUACAUAUUUUUAUUAUUUAUUUUAUAAAUUUAUUCUUAAGUAUUAACAUUAAUAAUUACCUGUUUAAUUCCAAAGAUAACAAAAAAAAAUAAUCAUAGACUAGCUGUUUAACACGUCAAGUAUUAUUUUUUUAUUUUUAUUUUUAUGACUUUAUUUUUAGUUUAGGAAUAAAAGCAAAUAGCCUAUAGACAUAUUUUAGAUAUUAGAAUCCUAAAUGA
Molecule: messenger RNA, 1368 nt
Organism: Ichthyophthirius multifiliis
Lineage: Eukaryota; Ciliophora; Oligohymenophorea; Hymenostomatida
Product: zinc c2h2 type family protein, putative
Exons: 5
Biological process (GO): ribosomal large subunit biogenesis
Cellular component (GO): preribosome, large subunit precursor
Molecular function (GO): nucleic acid binding; zinc ion binding
Source: RefSeq, a predicted model, not a curated record